This is a messenger RNA of Cotesia congregata, 413 nucleotides long. Lineage: Eukaryota; Metazoa; Arthropoda; Insecta; Hymenoptera; Braconidae. The record is from the annotation of a GenBank genome assembly.
AAGGAAGGAGAAUGUUACAUCCUGAUAAUGAUAAUACACCAAAUGAUUCAAUGAUUAUUUCACAAGUGGCCAACUCUCAUGUCCCUCAGGAUUUUACUGUUUCAAGACUCUUGUCAACCUCUAAUCAUCAUUUAGACUGCCAUGAGGGAGCUUCCAGUGGAGGUAGAAGACCUAGAAGAAGCAGAACAACGUUUUCAGCGCAACAACUAGCUGCUCUUGAAAGAGUUUUUGAGAGAACACAUUAUCCUGAUGCUUUUGUAAGAGAAGAACUUGCGACGAGAGUAUCUUUAUCUGAAGCCAGAGUACAGCUGGAUUACCGAUACGGUGUAGCUGUAGAUUUCUUUAGAAAUCUAACUAUUGCAUUAGUCCUCAUGGUGGAAUUUUCACCUGAUUUUGCUAUCAUAUGUCAUAAU